This is a messenger RNA of Setaria italica (foxtail millet), 610 nucleotides long. RefSeq names its product auxin-responsive protein SAUR50. Gene Ontology annotation, biological process: response to auxin. Bases 95 to 388 code for a protein of 97 amino acids. The record is from RefSeq and is a predicted model, not a curated record. The transcript has a single exon. Lineage: Eukaryota; Viridiplantae; Streptophyta; Magnoliopsida; Poales; Poaceae.
CCACCACUGCACCAACCGUAACCGAGACUCGGGAGCCAUCGAUCUUCUCCCUGCGGACCGAGCUGAGCUGAUAGAGCCAUCGGAGAUCGAGAUCAUGGCGAGGCAGGGCGCGCAGCUGAAAAGGAUGCUACGGAGGUGCUCGUCGAGCCUGGGGAGGAGGGACGAGGCCGGGCCGCCGGGGGACGUGCCCAGGGGCCACUUCGCCGUGUACGUCGGCGCCGACAGGAGCCGGUACAUCGUGCCGGUGGCGUGCCUGGACGCGCCCGAGUUCCAGGAGCUGCUCAGGAAGGCGGAGGAGGAGUUCGGGUUCGGCCACGACAUGGGCAUCACCCUGCCCUGCGACGAGGCCACCUUCCACGCCGUCCUCGCCGCCGCCGCUAUCAGAUGAACGGCGACCAUCCUUGUGCGUUGCAUUGUCCAUCUGUAGAGCUGUACGUAGAAGCUGGCUAGAAGAUUGUUCUCGCCAUAUUUUUGUAAUGCUGUCGACCGGCUGGUCGAGCCUCGAUAGGGCUAUGAAAACCUCAGAGAGCGGUGUUGCCAUUGGGCUGCCCUGUGAGAACGAGAUCACAAGAUCGGAUCUUCCCAGUAAAAAAACAAUGAUUUUUCUUCA